Messenger RNA from Candidula unifasciata, 1054 nucleotides. The record is from the annotation of a GenBank genome assembly. NCBI's taxonomy places the organism in Eukaryota, Metazoa, Mollusca, Gastropoda, Stylommatophora, Geomitridae.
AAGCAACAGCACCAGCUCAGAUUCCAGCAACAGUAGCAGUCAACGCCGACCUCGGCGAUUAAGUCAAGUUGGCAGCAUCACAGAUCCUGUGCUGGAAGAGCAUGCUUUCAUACUCUGGGCCAGUGAGAACCGCAGCCAGCUGGAGCAGCAGCAUCCUAGUGCCUCACCCAGUGAAAUUGACACAUUCUUGUUGCUGCGCUGGUGUGAAGUCGCUGACAGUCUCAAAGCCAAAUUCUUUCUUCGGGCCCGUGAAGCUUUCAGUGACGAUGAAAGGGACAUGAUUCGUUCUGGUUCAGUGACAGAUCUGGAAGCUGGCAUGUGUGUUGACUUCUUCAGUGACAGUGAACCAGUUUUCACAGACUUCAUCCGUUUACCUAUAGACAGGCAGCGGGACAUGCUCCGGAAGUGGCUCAAAUUCUUCCAGAAAACACUACCAAAGAAGGAGUACAUUGACUUCAUCAUCACCUUUAAGCGGGCAUGUAACAGAGACUCCAGGAACCCUUCAGGCAGAUCCAAGAGAACCCGAAUGAGAUGCUUAGAUCCAUCCUACUACAAGAUGCUCUUUGAUAUGAUUCGGGUUACAAAACCCAGAGUGCUAGAAGUGUUUAAGCUUAAACAAGACAAAGAGAAGGCUGCACUGUCUGACGCUUACAGCACAAUGCUUCUGAAACUGGUGAACAAUGAACCAAUGACACCCUUAGAGCCUGGUAGCAGAUCUCAGGCUCUGACAGAAAUACUGCAAGAUCUAGGCAUAGCAGACAACCUGGAUGUUUCCUUUAGUACCGGAGUCUGCUGCACAUCAUUGGACAGUUCUGUUGCUACUGGAAGCAGUGAUCAGGACAUGAGCGAUGCAGUUUGUAAAGAGGAAGCUAGAAGUGAGGUGGAUGCUUCAUUGGCUUCUCAUGAAUGGAGGACAGUGGCUGAUAUUGUCAACAAGGUACCGGUAACAUUGGAGAUUAAGGCUGCAUUUAGAAAUGAUUCCUGCUUUGACGAGAGUGACUACAGUCUUCUCAGCUGUGACUUGGCUCUUGGUUUGCUGUCUGGUUUAAGCGGG